UUGUGUGUCCACUGACCUGUAUGAAUGGAGGGGUGUGCAGCUCGCGGACUCACUGCCUGUGCCCACCAGGUUUCACUGGUCGGCUGUGCCAGUUCCCGCUACGGCAGAUGCCCGAGGCCCAGGCGGCGCGGGGCAACAAGCAGCCCGUAUACACCCUGUCGGUGCUGCCAGACGGCCAGAGCCACGGAGAGCAGGCGGCCAUGGGGCGACCACAGCUGACACAGACCCACUCUGUGUUCACCCUGCCCCUGGCACAAGGGGCAGGUCACCACUCAUCAGAAGUGCAGUUUAAUGUGCGUGUCCACCAUACACACGACACAUCCGUUGUCAUUCGUCCUCUCGACCAAUCUAAUUCCAAACCCCCUCAUAAAACUGUGACACGCUUGACCCCUCAGACGCACAAACCCAGGGGGCGGUGCUUCCAGGAGACCACACCCAAACAAGCUUGUAGCAGUACCCCUCUCCCUGUACUGACCAAUCAGGAGGACUGCUGUGGAAGUGUGGGGAACUCCUGGGGACAAAACAAAUGUUAUAAAUGUCCCAAGCUACCAUAUGCUGGAGUGAAGCUGCAGACCAUCAUAGAGGACUAUGGUUCCACCUGCCCUCUGGGCUACAAGAGACUCAACAGCACCCACUGUCAAGACAUCAACGAGUGCACCAUGCAGGGGGUGUGUCAGAACGGGGACUGCCUGAACACCCAGGGUAGUUUCCUGUGUGCCUGUAAGCCUGGCUUCACCCUGGACAGGACCAGAUGUGUGGAGUCUCCGUCUCCGGUGGAGCAGGCUCAGUGUUUCCUCAUGGCAACGGAUGCGGGUCGCUGUGAGCACGCCCUACCCACGCGCCUGUCCCAGGAGAUGUGCUGCUGCACCGUGGGCAAGGCAUGGGGCUCCAGCUGUGAGAGGUGUCCCCAAGACGGCACAGCCUCCUUCAGCAAGAUCUGUCCAGCAGGGAAGGGCUACUUCCUCCAUAGUGUCCGGGAGACGGUGGCGUUCCCUCCUCAGAUCCACACCAGCCUGGAGCAGGAGCACAAGCAGGAGGAAGUCAAGCCCCCGGAGGAGCCUCCAGAGACGACCACACCCAUGCAGCUCUCCACCCACGCCCCCCGCGGCCCUGAGAUCAUCACCAAGCCCACCCCUCCACCCAUCAUCAGGUUGAACCCAGACAGUGACCCCCUGGAGGUGGCACAGACGCAGGUCUCACCAGAGACAGACGAGUGCAGGCUGAACAGGAACCUCUGUGGCAAUGGGGAGUGUGUCAAUGUGCACACUGGCUACAAGUGUGAGUGCUACGCUGGCUACCGGCUCCACCCUCAGAGGAACGCCUGUGUGGAUGAUGAUGAGUGUGAUGCUGAGCCAUGUGGCCAUGGAAGAGGCAUCUGCAUCAACACAGAAGGAUCCUACCGCUGCCGUUGUCUCCAUGGCUACAAGCUCUUGGUGUAUCAUGGGAAAUUCAGAUGUGUAGAUGUGAAUGAGUGCUCCAAGCCGGACAUUUGUGGGCAGGGGGGUCAGUGUGUUAACCUGCCAGGGUCUUAUAAGUGUGAUUGUCACAAAGGCUUCAGGAGCAAGUCCCAACGCCAGCCAGCCUGUGAAGAUAUAAAUGAGUGUCUGGACCCCAGCAGCUGUCCCAAUGAGCAGUGUGAGAACACUCCAGGCUCCUACGAGUGUGUUCCCUGCUUCUCUGGUCACCAGGCCCAGGGUGGGGUCUGCUACGAUGUCAAUGAGUGCCAGAAGCGUGGGGUGUGUCCCAACGGGCGCUGUGAGAACCUGCCAGGAACCUACCGCUGCCUCUGUAAUGAAGGCUUCCUCCCAGCUGCGGACAGCAAAGGCUGCAGAGACAUUGACGAGUGUGAGGAUGAAAGACUGUGUGCCAACGGGCGCUGUGUCAACACAGAAGGCUCCUUCCAGUGCCAGUGCUACCCAGGAUACCAGCGCACUCAGGAGGGCAGCCAUUGUGAAGAUAUAAAUGAAUGUGAGCGUCCCUCUAACUGCCAGAGGGGGCGCUGUAUCAACAGCAUGGGCUCCUACCGCUGUGAAUGUCAGAAGGGCUACAUGCUUGUCGGAGGGAGGCGGUGCCAAGACAUAGAUGAGUGUGCGACAGACAGGGGUCUGUGCCAGCCUCAUGGUGUGUGUGAGAACAGACAGGCCUCCUAUGUGUGUGUGUGCAAAGACGGCUUCAUUCUGUCUGAGGACAAGCACAGCUGUGAGGAGAUUGAGGUGGACAUGGAGGAUAAGAAGGAGUGUUACCUGAACCUGGAUGACACAGUGUUCUGUGACAGUGUCCUGGCCACCAACGUCACCAAGCAGGAGUGCUGCUGCUCCAUCGGCGUGGGCUGGGGGGACCACUGUGAGAUCUACCCCUGCCCCGUCUACCACUCAUCUGAGUUCCAUUCCUUGUGUCCAGUGGGCCGAGGUUUCUACCAGGAGGAGGGAGUAACUGAGUACGGCCUGUCUGUCCAUAUUGAUAUCGAUGAGUGUGUGCUCUUCUCCAAUGAGAUCUGUAAGGAGGGCCGCUGUAUGAACACACAGCCUGGCUAUGAAUGUUACUGCCAACAGGGCUUCUACUACGACAGCAACCUACUGGAGUGCAUCGAUGUGAAUGAGUGCCACGAUGAGUCUCUGUGUACCAACGGUCAGUGUAAGAACACCAGAGGCUCCUUCUACUGCACCUGUAACUCUCCCUGGACCCCAGAUGCUUCCAAUAAGAAGUGUGUCAUUCCCACUGUGGCAGGUGUGGAUGAGUGCCAGGAUCAAUUGAACUGUAAGAGUGGCCACUGUGUGGACACCCCUGGGUCCUACUACUGCAUCUGCUCUCCCCCCUGGAUCCUGGCCACUGACCGCAACAGUUGUGUGACCUUAGAGGAGCAGGCUGAUAUCAAUGAGUGCCAGGACCCCUCGUACUGUAAGAAUGGGAGGUGUGUGAACACACCCGGCUCCUUUCACUGUAUAUGUACCCAGCCCCUCACCUUCAGCGCAGCGCUCAAACAGUGCGUCUAUGACGACCGCACGGCGGCCCAUAAGGACGUGUGUUUCCUGCAGGUGGAUGAGGAUCUGAUCUGCAGCCACCCCAGAAACGGCCUGGUGUUCACCUACUCUGAGUGCUGCUGUCACUAUGGCCGUGGCUGGGGCCCUGAGUGUAGGACCUGCCCCCAAAGAAACUCAGUGAUCUUUAACCGGCUGUGUGACAUGCACUUGGAGACAGAGUCUGAUGGUGAGGGAGAUUUCCUGGCAGCUUUCGCCAACUACAACCCAGAAGGCGAUAGUUCAGAAGAGGACUCAGAUGAGUGUAGUUGUGCCAAUGGCCGUUGUGUGCGUUCCUACUUGAGCACUAUGUGUGAUUGUAACACAGGCUUUAGACUGGACCACUCCCGCACCCGCUGCACAGAUAUUGAUGAGUGUGCUGAACCAGGGGUUCGAGUUAAUCCAUGCAAGAAUGCCCGGUGCGUCAACAGCAUUGGUUCGUUCAAAUGCUACUGCAAAAAUGGCUUUGUCCCUGCACGAAGGCCCAACAUAUGUGUACCAGGCACCAAGGCCCAACAUAUCCGUUCCAGGGCUCUAUAACAGCUUUAUCUCUGUCAAACACACACAAAUAAGCACAUGUAACUCCUCUGUCUUAUAAGUUCAGUAUUCAGUAUGUGCCUGUCUCUCCUUGAAGUGUCCCUCGAAAACAUUGUGGUGUCUUCAAUGGGCUCAUUUGAAAUGUUUGAAAUGGACAAAAUGUGUUUUUGCUGUUGUUGUCGGCUCCUCCUUCACUGAAAUGAGAUGCACCAUAGGCUUCCAGUUUGGCUCUGAACAACUAUUUUUCCCUCAUCCCUAGUUCAGUUACUGAUUUGGGGGGAAAAUACAGACGAAGGUCACAUAUUCGUUAAAUUUGUAUGUAUUUUUGUAUUUAAUUUUUUAAUUUUUAUGUUUGUGUCCAUUGACUGUUAAAUGUGUGUUUUGUUUAGUUGUUGAGUUUUGUCCUUGUUGCAUUGAUUUUAUACAUCCAUGAAUCUUAAGCUCUCCUGCAGUUUGACGAGGUGGUUUCUCCCUUCCUGUAUGCCUGAAUGCCUGUAUGAGUAGCAGACCAUUAUCCUACAUUUUUUUAUCGUCCUCUGUCGCUGUCCUCCUCCAUUGUCCAGUUUUGUACAGUAUGUAAAGUGGAGAUUACUUUGUUGACUGUUAGCUCAGUGCCUAUCAUGCUCCUGUAAUCAUCUGUUUUGUGGGAUGUUUUGGAAAGAGAUUAUACUUCAUUGUAAAGCCAUUAAACACCCUUUAGAUUUUUGACAUGUGCACUUUGAAUACAAUUGAAGCUGACUAAAGGUAAAGGGGUAAGAGGUCGUAUUCAGACCUAACUCAUGGAUUCAGAGGGAAUCCUCAGGAGUACGGUGGUAAAUCGACCCCAAAGUAAAUGGAAUGGCAUGUUUAGUGACUUCUCUUAACAAAAUGUCCGUUUGUUUGUCUAUGCAUUGUAAGGAACGAACGAGGCUUUUGAGCGGAAAAAUAAAUUAACGGCAGAAGUCAACCACCCAAA
Messenger RNA from Salvelinus fontinalis (brook trout), 4509 nucleotides. Its product is annotated as latent-transforming growth factor beta-binding protein 3-like. Gene Ontology annotation, molecular function: calcium ion binding. The record is from RefSeq and is a predicted model, not a curated record. NCBI's taxonomy places the organism in Eukaryota, Metazoa, Chordata, Actinopteri, Salmoniformes, Salmonidae.